Marmota monax (woodchuck) is the source of this 3051-nucleotide messenger RNA. RefSeq names its product serpin B9-like. Gene Ontology annotation, molecular function: serine-type endopeptidase inhibitor activity. Bases 337 to 1464 code for a protein of 375 amino acids. Gene Ontology annotation, cellular component: cytoplasm. Gene Ontology annotation, biological process: negative regulation of endopeptidase activity. The record is from RefSeq and is a predicted model, not a curated record. NCBI's taxonomy places the organism in Eukaryota, Metazoa, Chordata, Mammalia, Rodentia, Sciuridae. The transcript has 7 exons.
CAUGCUGUGUGCAACUCCACCCCAGUGUCUCCCUUGGUGUUCCAGUGCAAACCAGUGGGUGACAGAGGCCAGGCUAGGGGAGCAAGAGCAAGGGAACUCAUGAUCUGACUCAGGUCCCAUGGAUUUCUUCCCUGGGGCACUAAAUGCUGAUUGGAAGGUAGGAAUUCCCAGAUCUAAUCAGGCCUGGUAAAAGGUCUCUGGGAGUGUAGAGGCCCCAGAGUGGACCUGAGAGAGGCACAGCUGUAGAUCCUGGUCCUGUGAUUCAGAAGUCUGCACAAGGCUAGCAGAACUGAGACCUGAGGGAGAGACUCUGUGGAAGGUGGCAGACCCUGCAUCAUGGAUUCUCUUUCAAAAGCAAAUGGCACCUUUGCCAUCCAGGUUUUGAAGAUGCUGUGUCAAGACAGACCUUCACAAAAUGUGUUUUUUUCUCCCCUGAGCAUCUCCUCUGCCUUGGCCAUGGUCCUCCUGGGGGCAAAGGGCAACACCAAAGACCAGAUGGCUCAGGCAAUGUCUUUAAACACAGAGGAAGACAUCCAUAAGGGCUUCCAGAUGCUUCUCACCCAAGUGAACAAGCCUGGGUCUAAGUACUUGCUUACAACCACCAACAGGCUCUUUGGAGAGAAGACCUAUGAUUUCCUCUCAACAUUUAAGGAGUCCUGUCUUCAGUUCUACCAUGCGGAGCUGGAGCUGCUGUCCUUUGCUGAAGCUACAGAGAAGUCCAGGGAGCAUAUAAAUACUUGGGUCUCAAAAGAGACGGAAGGUAAAAUUCCAGAGUUGCUACCAAUGGGCUCGAUUGAUGAGCAGACCAGGCUGGUUCUUGUCAAUGCCAUCUACUUCCAAGGAACAUGGGAUGAGAAAUUUGACAAACCAUGCACAAAAGAAAUGCCUUUCAAAAUAAACCAGGAGGAGGAAUGGCCAGUGCAGAUGAUGUGGCAGGAAGCCAAUUUUAACUUCAUCUACAUCAGUGAGGCCCAGACAAAGGUGUUGGAGCUGCCAUAUGCUGGCAAGACGCUGAGCAUGAUCAUCCUGCUCCCAGAUGAGGACGUGGACCUCAGUGUGGUGGAAAAUAACCUGACUUUUGAGAAAUUCAUAGCCUGGACCAAGGCAGCCUCUUUGCAGAAUACUGAAGUGGAAGUUUUCCUUCCAAGAUUUAAACUGCAGGAGGAUUAUGAAAUGAAGUCUGUGCUUCAGCGUUUGGGAAUGGUCGAUGCCUUUCAACCAGGCCAGGCUGACUUGUCUGCCAUGUCAACUGAGACAGACCUGUGUCUGUCCAAGGUUGUGCACAAGAGUGUCAUGGAGGUGAAUGAAGAAGGCACUGAGGCUGCGGCAGCCACAGCCGUAAACAUAGUGCUAUUCGGCUCAUCAUGUAAACCAACAUUCUGUGCUAACCACCCCUUCCUUUUCUUCAUCAGGCAUAAUGAAACCAACACUGUUCUUUUCUGUGGCAGGUUCUCAUCUCCCUAAUGGUUGUACUUCCUCUCCAUGGAGAAUUUCCCUCUUUACUUGUCCCCAAAAUUUCACUACAGUUCAUAAGGAUGGGCCUUUAUUUGAACACCAAGUAGAAAAAUGAGGUCAGGGUCCUAAGCCUUCUGAACAACUUGCCAGUGUGAUCUCAUCAUGCACCACACUCAGCUGUCCCCAUACUGCCCACUUAUUUGUACCAUAGAACCAGGGUUAUGGCCAGUAGGCUGUCCUAAUUUCUUGUUGUAUUAUGCUUGGAGUACAGAUUGCAUAGGAUAGCUUGCAAACAUUCCCCAGAUGGCCCCAAACACAUUUCUAACACAUUUUAAAUGCAAUUAUUCUACUUAUACUGUGCUUUCCUGGUACUUCAAAUUUGUCACACACCUGUCUUAGUCUGAAUGCCACAAUAGUAAUAAAUGCUGGAAUAUACUGUUAGUAUUAUCCAAGUUUAUAGAGAAACAAGUUUUAGUCAGAAGGUGUUUCUCAGUGGUAGAGCACUUGCCUAGCAUGUGUGAGGCACUGGGUUAGAUUCUCAUCACCACAUAUAAAUUAAAAUAAAUAAAAUAAAGAUAUUGUAUCUAUAACUAAAAAAACUUUAACAAACAUUUUGUCUAUCUUUGACUUUCAUCAUUGCAAUGCAUAUCAUUACAAUAUAUACUAGGAACACAAGGGGACACAGUCAUGGUCCUUUGACACCUGUUCUUUAAUAUGUGUUCCCAAUUUAUAUAGUGUUUAUGUCAACCAGAUUUGACAGUUGAAUAGCUUUGAUCUACCACAUACCCCUCUUGCAACUAGGAAACCUUGCCUGGUGGUAUUGUAUUUCUUUACCUCCAACCCAAACACUUACAUGCCAUUAGUACUUAAAGUUCCAUUAAUGUCAUCUUAUUCAAGACAUUUUCCCAUUCUGCAUAAUCAGAUGUACAUCUUUGAACUUUCACAAUAACUGCCCAUGAUAGAUGCAUUGCUUAUUUAUUAAUCACUUUUCUUCUUAGUCUUUGGACUAGGCCUUAAACUCUCCUAGAUUUGUGAUUAUAUUCUACAUGCUAUAGUGUGGUAAUAAAUAAUUUGAUCCUAUAUGACCUCUGUAGUAAUUUUUUAGUUGUUGAACAUCACCAACUUUGUUGUUCCUUUUAGAUAUUUUUAUCCCAAUGACAUUCACAUUUUCACAGUCCUGAGCCAUCUAAUACAUGGCUCAAAGGUGUUGUGCAACCACAAGUUUUAUUUGUUUUAAAAUAAAAGUUUUAUUUGUUGGUUUCUAUUGUAUGAAAGAUGCUAUAUUCUAUUUUAGCAGGGCCAGUAUAUGGAAAAUAAAGAAAUUAAAUGUUAUUACAAAUAUGAAGGAGUUAUGAGAUUCUGGCUAAAGAUGGCACUAAAUGAGAAUAAUAUGUAUGUAAAGAAUCCAAAAUAAAAAGCAGUUGUUAUUAAAAAGCUAUAGGUGCAUUGUAAGGAUAUUGGCUUUUUUUCCAUGUUUAUUUUUAAACAACGGAAGUGUUAAAAAUUAGGGUCAACUGUGUUAGACUAAAUUACAUUAUUGUAUAGGCUGCAUAAUAUAACUAUAUAAUAUAACUAUAUUAUAAUUAUCCUAGGGAA